GUGUGUGUGUGGGAUUCGUGAUGAGUUUAGUGACAAAUGUGCCUUUAGACGAAAUUUGUUGCAUUGUUACUGAAAGUUGCAGAUUAUUACGAAAAUAUAAAGUAAUUUGUGGAAAAUAAGUAGAUAAAUAGUAGUUAAGGGACUAAAAGAGGUUAGAAACUGUCUGCAACGUUGAGGAAUAUACAGUGAUGUUUUCUAGUGGUGGAUAACUAAUAAAAUGGUGCAGUAAACAUUGUAUUGUUGUUCAACAACAUUUCUUGAUAAUGCAUUUUACAAAUGCAGGAGGAAAAAAGGUUCUUGAGGCCAUGGAUGCUUUGUAGACUCUUUAUUAAUAGGAUCUUCUGAGACAAGUGAAUUGGCAAUUUUUGACAGUCGUUGGUUGUGUGAAUCCGUAGAGUGAUUACAAUUGUUACGAGGAAUAUGCAGAGUGUUAUCAAUUCAGUGAAAGGCACUGCUCUAGGAGUUGCCGAGUACCUAACCCCUGUCCUCAAGGAAAGUAAAUUCAGGGAGACUGGAGUGCUGACCCCCGAGGAGUUCGUCGCUGCUGGUGAUCACCUGGUGCAUCACUGUCCGACCUGGCAGUGGGCCACAGGGGAUGAGGACAGGACCAAGUCGUAUUUACCUAAGAAGAAGCAGUUCUUGUUGACGAGGAAUGUUCCCUGCAGUCGCAGGUGCAAGCAGAUUGAAUACUGUGAUGAGCAGGAACGUAUAAUCGAAGCAGAUGACCCUGAGGGUGGGUGGGUUGAUACCCAUCACUACGACGCUAGUAUUGGGGGUAUUGAUGAGAAAGUAUCAGAAAUGACAUUGGACGAUACUCAGUCGCCAACAGCGGGAACUCCUGGAGAGGAUAAUGCCGACGACGAUGAUGAGGAUGAUGAGGAAGCUGCUGAUAUGGAGGCUUUCGAAGUCAGUGGAAUGCUCGAGGAGCAGGACAAGUAUGCAGCAGAAAGCACUAAGAAACCAGUGAAAGAGAAACGAGACAAUUUUCCAGAGGGCGAAAUAAUUCACACGAGAACGUACGAUUUACACAUAACUUAUGAUAAAUAUUAUCAGACCCCGAGACUGUGGUUGUUCGGUUACGAUGAGAACCAGAAGCCCCUAACGGUGGAGGAGAUGUAUGAAGAUGUCAGUCAGGAUCACGCGAAAAAGACAGUGACUAUGGAAACUCAUCCCCAUUUGCCGGGACCGCCGAUGGCGUCUGUUCAUCCCUGCAGACAUGCAGAAGUGAUGAAGAAAAUAAUAGAAACAGUGAUGGAAGGUGGUGGUGAGUUGGGUGUGCACAUGUACCUUAUAAUUUUCCUUAAAUUUGUGCAAUCGGUUAUCCCAACGAUCGAGUAUGAUUACACUCAAAAUUUCAUGCUCUCGACGUGGGGCUAAUUAUGGAUCCAUUUUCAUGGGAAUCCUUGACAGGGGGAGUAGCUGCUCUGAUUGGCGAGAUAUAUUCAAUCAAUAUUGACAGGACACGUCGUGAUUUGGGAGAAAAUACAUUUUUACGGAUUUGUACCACUCAGCAUUUUGUUCAGCAUGAAUUAUCGAGUGUUAAUUACGUUCUAGCGGAAUUGUCGUUUCGGUGGAAAUGUGGUAAAAUCGGUAUCAGGGAAAUCACUUUGAUUGAGCGAUUAUAUCGUAGUCAAGAGAUUUUAGGAGGGGAUGGUAAUGCUUUCGGUUGGAAAAAUUCUCGGUGGAAACCGCCUCUUAAUUUUUUUUGUUAAAUCGUCGCUUUUAAUUAUUUAAUUAUUUAAUUAAUAUUCAACCGUUGUUGAUUGAGAGUUAAGUAUUUCAAUGCGAAUUUUAUAAACCUAGGGUUCAAGGGUUAGUUUUCAUUAUUUUAUAAAUUAAUUAAUUUUCUUCUCUUCUGGAACAUUUUACCACUUUGCCACUGGUGUCAUCGUCACACAUUGCUUCGUUCAGAAUAAUAACGCUCACUAUUAACUAAGCUUGGAAAAGUUCGAUUUAACUUCUCGUUUGUAUUCACUGGUAUUAUUCUUCGUCUGCUUUGUAAUCAUGAAUAAUGAAUUGGAUGCCUCGAGCCACAUUGUUGAUAUAUAUUUUUUUUUAUGAAAUAGAAUGAUCACAUGAAAUCGAAUAAAGCUCUAUGGAUCAGAGGA
Molecule: messenger RNA, 2108 nt
Organism: Diachasmimorpha longicaudata
Lineage: Eukaryota; Metazoa; Arthropoda; Insecta; Hymenoptera; Braconidae
Gene: Atg3
Product: ubiquitin-like-conjugating enzyme ATG3
Exons: 6
Coding region: 421-1377 (318 amino acids)
Biological process (GO): nucleophagy; autophagosome assembly; autophagy of mitochondrion
Cellular component (GO): phagophore assembly site; cytosol
Molecular function (GO): Atg8-family ligase activity
Source: RefSeq, a predicted model, not a curated record